Molecule: messenger RNA, 3751 nt
Organism: Pteropus alecto (black flying fox)
Lineage: Eukaryota; Metazoa; Chordata; Mammalia; Chiroptera; Pteropodidae
Gene: E2F8
Product: E2F transcription factor 8
Exons: 13
Coding region: 580-3177 (865 amino acids)
Biological process (GO): regulation of transcription by RNA polymerase II
Cellular component (GO): RNA polymerase II transcription regulator complex
Molecular function (GO): RNA polymerase II cis-regulatory region sequence-specific DNA binding; DNA-binding transcription factor activity, RNA polymerase II-specific
Source: RefSeq, a predicted model, not a curated record
GAGGGGGAAGUGCGCAGGCCGCGGAGCGUGUGGCGCCUGCGAGAACGUACCUGGGCACCUUAGUAAAAGCAGCCUUCCAUGCUGGGGUCCAACAUCGUGGCGUGAACUGGCCGCCCCAAUAGCGAGUGCAUUGUACUUUGCAUCUUUGGGGAAAUCUUUAUAAAAAGUCUUAAUCGUAAGGCGUUCUUUAAAUGCCCAGAGUACGGUUGAAGCUUAAGGACCGAAUUUGGAAGUUUCCUAUCAAGCUAUUUCCCAAGACUUUACUGCUGAGCCUAAGUACUUGUGUGUCAGGAAAGAAAUUCAGGCAUCUAGAUGCAGACUUUUAUCCAGGAACUUGGGGUUGUGUCUGUUCAGCCAGAACCUGGGCUCACGAGCUCAGUCUCGGGCCCUGAUCUGUGAACAGGUUGGUGCUUAUGCUUGCUACUUUCCAUUCGAUGGGGUCCGGAGAAUGGCCUGCCUUCUCUAAAGGAUAUUAAACUUUUUAAUAUAAUUGAUUGGACUGCUUGAACCAUCAGGAUAUUGGGAGGAACUUCCGAAUUUUCAUUUUUAAAGAAACUCAAUGUAUGAGAAAUUUACAGGAUGGAGAAUGAAAAGGAAAACCUCUUUUUUGAGCCACAUAAAAGGGGAUUGAUGAAAACACCUCUGAAAGAAUCCACUGUAGCAAACACAGUGUUGACAGAGAUCCAGCCUGACUUUGGCCCUUUAACCACACCCACCAAGCCCAAGGAAAUCUCCCAGGGAGAACCAUGGACACCAACAGCCAACCUGAAAAUGCUCAUCAGUGCUGUGAGCCCUGAGAUCCGCAACAGAGAUCAGAAACGGGGGUUGUUUGACAACAGAAAUGGAUUACCUGAGCCCAAAGAUUGUUUACACGAACACUUAUCUGGAGACGAAUAUGAGAAAUCCCAACCGAGUCGAAAAGAGAAAAGUUUAGGAUUGUUGUGUCAUAAGUUCUUAGCACGAUAUCCUAAUUAUCCUAACCCUGCGGUGAAUAAUGACAUCUGUCUUGACGAAGUAGCUGAGGAACUUAAUGUUGAGCGUCGGCGCAUUUAUGAUAUUGUGAAUGUCCUAGAGAGCUUACAUAUGGUAAGCCGCCUUGCCAAAAACAGGUACACUUGGCAUGGGCGACAUAAUCUCAACAAAACCCUUGGGACUUUGAAAAGCGUCGGGGAGGAAAACAAGUACGCCGAGCAGAUUAUGAUGAUCAAAAAGAAAGAGUAUGAACAAGAAUUUGACUUUAGUAAGAGUUACAGUAUAGAGGAUCAUAUCAAAGCAAACACUGGCCAAAACGGACACCCAGACAUGUGUUUUGUCGGACUCCCUGGAGUGGAAUUUCGGGCAGCUUCUGUAAACAGCCGCAAAGACAAGUCUUUAAGAGUGAUGAGCCAGAAAUUUGUGAUGCUGUUUUUGGUGUCAUCGCCUCAGAUAGUAAGCCUAGAAAUUGCUGCCAAGAUUUUAAUUGGGGAGGACCAUGUGGAAGAUUUGGAUAAAAGCAAGUUUAAAACAAAAAUAAGGAGGCUGUAUGAUAUAGCUAAUGUUCUGAGUAGCCUGGAGCUUAUCAAGAAAGUUCAUGUUACAGAGGAAAGAGGUCGAAAACCAGCUUUUAAAUGGACAGGCCCAGAAAUCAGUCCAAAUCCCAGUGGUCUCAGCCCUGUCAUUUCUUUCUCCCCCUCAGAUUUGGAAGUGAGGCAGUCUUCAAAAGAGAACUGUGCCAAAAACCUCUUUUCCACACGCGGGAAACCAAACUUCACUCGACACCCAUCUCUUAUCAAACUGGUAAAGGGCAUAGAAAGUGAUCGGAGAAAGAUAAAUUCUGCUCCCAGUAGCCCUAUCAAGACCAACAAAGCUGAGAAUUCUCAGAAUUCUUCACUUUUCCCAAAUAAAAUGGCUCAGCUUGCAGCUAUUUGCAAAAUGCAGUUGGAAGAGCAAUCAAGUGAACACAGAAAGGAAGUCCAAGUACAGCUGGCAAGAUCCGGGCACUGCAAACCAUUGGCCCCUCUGGACACCCCAGUGAAUGCUGAGUUGGAGCUGAAGGCACCUUCCCUCAUCCAGCCCCUGGGGGUGGUCCCCCUGAUCCCCAGCCCAUUGCCAUCGGCAGUGCCCGUGAUCCUACCUCAGGCCCCUUCGGGCCCAUCGUAUGCCAUCUACUUACAGCCCGCCCAAGCCCAAACCAUGACACCGCCCCAAGGCUUGAGUCCAACAGUCUGCCCUAGCCCUUCUUCUAAAGCUACAAGCUCAAAAGAUUCCACAGAUGUCACCACUGAGAAGGCAGCCAAUGAUGCCACAAAGGCCAGUGUCUCCACCAGGCCUGGAAGCCUGCUGCCAGUGCUGGAGAGACAAGGUACACAGACCCAAGACGGGGAAUCUGCUGGAGAAAAAGGCUUAAAGAGGACAAGCGUGCUCGAGGAUAGUGGUUGCAAAAAGAAAUUUAAAGAGGACCCAAAAGGACUUGAAAAUGUCUCCACAACCGUGUUCCCAUCGGGAUACCUAAUCCCUCUCACCCAGUGCUCACCCCUGGGGGCAGAGUCCAUUUUGCCUAGUAAAGAAAACUCAGGUACACUUUCCCCAAACCACAGGAUCUACAGCUCCCCAAUCGCAGGUGUUAUUCCAGUGACAUCAUCUGAACUCACUGCUGUUAAUUUUCCCUCUUUUCAUGUAACACCUUUGAAGCUAAUGGUCUCACCAACUUCCAUGGCAGCCGUACCUGUAGGGAACAGCCCAGCUCUCACUUCAAGCCACCCCUUUCCAAUGCAGAACCCAAGCUCAGCCAUUGUAAACUUCACGCUGCAGCACUUGGGACUCAUCUCCCCCAGUGUGCAGGUGUCUGCCAGCCCCGGGCCCGGAACUGUUCCCUUGUCUCCAAGAAUAGAGGUUGUUAGUGUCAUACCAGAAAAUGCAAGCACUCAGCAAGGGAGGGCCACCAGGUAUGACUCUCCAGUCCCAGGCCAGAACCAACCAAAUGGACACUCCAUUGCUGUGACAGGGGCACAACAGCCUGUUCCCGUGACACCCAAAGGAUCACAAUUAGUGGCCGAAAGUUUCUUCCGUACCCCAGGUGGACCAAUGAAGUCAAUGGGCUCAUCCUGUGUGGAUUUCGAUGGUGCUAAUAAAACCUCCAUAGGAACUCUCUUUGUCCCACAGCGGAAACUGGAAGUCUCAACAGAGGAUGUUCAUUAAUUGACGGAUUUGGCUUCAUUUAAUUUUCUAAAGAGUUGUUUAAUAGAGAAGAUGUACUCAGAAUGGUUUGGAGAACACAUUCUCUGAAAAUAUUAUAAAUACGUUGAGUGUUUACUUAAUUUCAAAACACACGUUUUUGUACUUAAAUGCACACACAUUACAUAUAUGUAUAUAUAUAUUUGUAUGAGGCUAAAUUCAGCCAUUAGUCCUAAAAAAUAAAAGUAAAAUGUUAAACUAAGGUAUAUUAACUUUUAGGGGGAAAGAAUUAAUUAUUUCACCUGUGCCUACACUAUUAUGCAAAGUGACUGUAUUAAAGUUUACGUCCCUUUAAGUGAAUGUGUGAUAUGCCUAACGCAGCAUUCUCGUAAAUUUUGCACAAAGAAAAACGCUGUGAUGUAUAAUGUAUUUUUAAAUAGGAAGGCUAUAGGUAUAUUUUUUUGUAAUUUUAAUGUGUUGUUGCAGUAUGUCUUUUUGUAAAGUUCGCAACAAUUCUCAAUCAAGUCUAUGGAAAAAUUAUUUAUAAAAUGUAUUUUUAAUCAUAAGUUUUUGAAAUUAAAACUUUUUCUAAAAUGUA